Camelina sativa (false flax) is the source of this 399-nucleotide messenger RNA. NCBI's taxonomy places the organism in Eukaryota, Viridiplantae, Streptophyta, Magnoliopsida, Brassicales, Brassicaceae. The record is from RefSeq and is a predicted model, not a curated record.
AUGAAUUCUUUUUUGUGCUUUUUGCUUGUCAUUGCAUUGUGUCUUGGAUCGAGCAACGCGAUCUGGGAUAAGAACACCGUACAUUUCAAAAGCUCUCUUGGUCCAAAAAACAUUCUCAGGAUUUAUUGUGUGUCGGACCAAGACAUCAUAGGCGAUCGUUACUUAAGCCCGGGACAAACCUUUGAUUUUAGUUUUCAUGAUAGCGUUUUGAAGACUUUUUUCAAUUAUGACUUGUGGCAGGGUCCUAAUUACAGAUUUCAUGCAUCUUUUACCGCAUAUGAAGGUAGGUAUAUCUUAGUUCGUUAUGGUAGAAAUGUUUUUUGGGAUGCUAGAGAAGAUGGAAUAUACCGUGCAGAAGGUAAAGAAACACCCAAAUUAAUGUACAAGUGGCUUGACUGA